CGUAAACAUUUCGAGUCCUUGCUCCACGCCGAGAAGAUCAAGGAGAAGCAAGCAAGGACUAGCAAGAACCCCUAUUCGAGUCGAGGCCUCGACAAGUUCUCUGCGCUCUUAGCCGAUCUAGAAGAGAAGCGGCAGAAGAUUUACGCGCAAACGCCUCCGCAAGACAUAUCCUUCGUCCGCUUCGUGUUCAAGGACUCGAAGGAGGACUCCCCUCCCGUCCCGAUCGUGAUCAAGUUGAAGGACAACAAGAAAGAAGACCACAAAGAGAAAACCAAAACUCAGCUGGUGAAAGAAAAGCAUGCAACGCGUAAUUCGGGAAGUUUGGAUAAGUUUACCGUUGAGCCCUCCACGCCCAUAAAAGAAGUAGCAGCUCAGCAACCACCAAAGAAUGAUAAGAGGGUGCGUUCGUCAUUGAACUUCAAAGGAAUGAACUUGGGUAUGUGGAGAAGGCCUUCUUACUAUUUGCCGGUGGUUGUGGUGUUCAUUUUGGUGCUGCUGGCGGUGUUCGGGCGGUCGUUUGCGAUUCUGUGCACGUCUAUCGGCUGGUACGCAUUGCCGAAUUUGAAAGAAAGCAAUUCCGAGACAAAAAGAGCAUCAAAGAAGAAAGACCAUAGUAGAAGAUUGAGUGACAAUAAUCAUAAUAAUAAUCAUGGAUCAUUGUCUUCUCCAAAGAGUAACAACACGGCGGCCUACAGUACGCCUCGAUCACAACAACACGGUCACCGGAAAAGUUGGUGACCGCAGUGAUGCUAUUGACUUGUGAAUUUUCUCCGUAUAUUCCUUGGUUCUUUCUUUCAUAUUUCCUCUUUUAUUUUUUACUCGGUCAAGAUUUGGCUGCCCUGUAUGUUCAGACAAGGUUCUGUUUUUGGUUACGUGUAUCACCUUGGGUUGAAACCUAAAAAUUCAAGCCCUGUAUUUUGACUGUUUCUAAAUGUAAAUUAUGAUGAUUAGUACGAGAUUAGUCUGGAGAUGUCUUGUUGUAAGAUGUGAUUAGUGAAGUUUGCCUUGUAAUUCCACGAUAUAUGUGGUUAAGUAUAUGUUUUGGUCUUGAUAGA
This is a messenger RNA of Pyrus x bretschneideri (Chinese white pear), 1055 nucleotides long. RefSeq lists its product as uncharacterized. The annotation marks the transcript as partial. The transcript has a single exon. The record is from RefSeq and is a predicted model, not a curated record. NCBI's taxonomy places the organism in Eukaryota, Viridiplantae, Streptophyta, Magnoliopsida, Rosales, Rosaceae.